Messenger RNA from Phyllostomus hastatus (greater spear-nosed bat), 7585 nucleotides. RefSeq names its product argonaute RISC catalytic component 3 (gene AGO3). Bases 301 to 2883 code for a protein of 860 amino acids. The record is from RefSeq and is a predicted model, not a curated record. The transcript has 19 exons. Gene Ontology annotation, biological process: regulatory ncRNA-mediated gene silencing; regulation of stem cell proliferation. Gene Ontology annotation, molecular function: RNA binding; protein binding. Lineage: Eukaryota; Metazoa; Chordata; Mammalia; Chiroptera; Phyllostomidae.
UCGGCGGCGGAGCCGCAGUCCUAGAGGGGCAGUGGUAGCGUAAGCGCCCGCGGGCGACGCAAGUUCCGCGCCGACCUCACCUCUCCUUCCCUCACGCUUCCUCCUCUCGCCUAGCCGUGUCCUGCCGGCGGCUCCUCCUGACGAAAGCUUUCGGAGUGCAGGCGCUGAGGGAAAGCUGUCGCCACCUCGCCUCGCGGCCAAGUGAGAGUGCCUGUCGCACCGCGUCGCCCCCCUGCGCCGCCUCCUUGCCCCCAGUCGCGGGCGCCCUUCUCGCUCGAAGCACACCCCCCAGCUCCAUGAAUGGAAAUCGGCUCCGCAGGACCCGUUGGGGCCCAGCCCCUACUCAUGGUGCCCAGAAGACCUGGCUAUGGCACCAUGGGCAAACCCAUUAAAUUGCUGGCUAACUGUUUUCAAGUUGAAAUCCCAAAGAUUGAUGUCUACCUCUAUGAGGUAGAUAUUAAACCAGACAAGUGUCCUAGGAGAGUAAACAGGGAGGUGGUUGACUCAAUGGUUCAGCAUUUUAAAGUAACUAUAUUUGGGGAUCGUAGACCAGUUUAUGAUGGAAAAAGAAGCCUUUACACAGCCAAUCCACUUCCUGUGGCAACUACUGGGGUAGAUUUAGAUGUAACUUUACCUGGGGAAGGUGGAAAAGAUCGACCUUUCAAGGUGUCAAUCAAGUUUGUCUCUCGGGUGAGUUGGCACCUACUACAUGAAGUACUGACAGGACGGACCUUGCCUGAGCCACUGGAAUUAGACAAGCCAAUCAGCACUAAUCCUGUCCAUGCUGUUGAUGUGGUGCUACGACAUCUGCCCUCCAUGAAAUAUACACCUGUGGGGCGAUCCUUUUUCUCAGCUCCAGAAGGUUAUGACCACCCUCUGGGAGGGGGCAGGGAAGUAUGGUUUGGAUUCCAUCAAUCUGUUCGGCCUGCCAUGUGGAAAAUGAUGCUUAAUAUUGAUGUUUCUGCCACUGCCUUCUACAAAGCACAACCUGUAAUUCAGUUCAUGUGUGAAGUUCUUGACAUUCAUAAUAUUGAUGAGCAACCAAGACCUCUGACUGAUUCUCAUCGGGUAAAAUUCACCAAAGAGAUAAAAGGUCUGAAGGUUGAAGUGACUCAUUGUGGAACAAUGAGACGGAAAUACCGGGUUUGUAAUGUAACAAGAAGGCCUGCCAAUCAUCAAACCUUCCCUUUACAGUUAGAAAAUGGCCAAACUGUGGAGAGAACAGUAGCACAGUAUUUCAGAGAAAAGUAUACUCUUCAGCUGAAGUACCCACACCUUCCCUGUCUGCAAGUGGGGCAGGAGCAGAAACACACAUAUCUACCACUAGAAGUUUGUAAUAUUGUGGCAGGGCAGCGAUGCAUCAAGAAGCUAACAGACAAUCAGACUUCCACUAUGAUCAAAGCAACAGCAAGAUCUGCACCAGAUAGACAAGACGAAAUUAGCAGAUUGGUAAGAAGUGCAAAUUAUGAAACGGAUCCAUUUGUUCAGGAGUUUCAAUUUAAAGUUCGAGAUGAAAUGGCCCAUGUGACCGGACGCGUACUUCCAGCUCCUAUGCUCCAGUACGGAGGACGGAAUCGGACAGUAGCAACACCAAGCCAUGGAGUAUGGGACAUGCGAGGGAAACAGUUCCACACAGGGGUUGAAAUCAAAAUGUGGGCUAUAGCUUGUUUUGCCACACAGAGGCAGUGCAGGGAAGAAAUAUUGAAGGGUUUCACAGACCAGCUGCGGAAGAUUUCCAAGGAUGCAGGGAUGCCCAUCCAGGGCCAGCCUUGCUUCUGCAAAUAUGCGCAGGGGGCAGACAGCGUGGAGCCCAUGUUCCGGCAUCUCAAGAACACCUACUCAGGGCUGCAGCUCAUUAUUGUCAUCCUGCCAGGGAAGACGCCAGUGUAUGCGGAGGUGAAACGUGUAGGAGAUACACUUUUGGGUAUGGCUACACAGUGUGUUCAAGUAAAGAAUGUAAUAAAAACAUCCCCUCAAACUCUGUCAAACCUGUGCCUAAAGAUAAAUGUUAAACUCGGAGGGAUCAAUAAUAUUCUUGUACCUCAUCAAAGACCUUCUGUGUUCCAGCAACCAGUGAUAUUUUUGGGAGCAGAUGUCACUCAUCCACCAGCUGGUGAUGGGAAGAAGCCUUCUAUUGCUGCUGUUGUAGGGAGUAUGGAUGCCCACCCAAGCAGAUACUGUGCUACAGUAAGAGUUCAGAGACCCCGACAGGAGAUCAUCCAGGACUUGGCCUCCAUGGUCCGAGAACUUCUCAUUCAAUUUUAUAAGUCAACUCGGUUCAAACCUACUCGAAUCAUCUUCUAUCGGGAUGGUGUUUCAGAGGGACAGUUUAGGCAGGUAUUAUAUUAUGAACUACUAGCAAUUCGAGAAGCCUGCAUCAGUUUGGAAAAAGACUAUCAACCCGGAAUAACCUACAUUGUAGUUCAGAAGAGACAUCACACUCGGUUAUUUUGUGCUGAUAGGACAGAAAGGGUUGGAAGAAGUGGCAAUAUCCCAGCUGGAACAACGGUUGACACAGACAUUACACACCCAUACGAGUUUGAUUUUUACCUCUGUAGCCACGCGGGAAUACAGGGUACCAGCCGUCCUUCACACUAUCAUGUUUUAUGGGAUGAUAACUGCUUUACUGCAGAUGAACUUCAGCUGCUAACUUACCAGCUCUGCCACACUUAUGUGCGCUGUACACGUUCUGUUUCUAUACCUGCACCAGCGUAUUAUGCUCACCUGGUGGCAUUCAGAGCCAGAUAUCAUCUCGUAGACAAGGAACAUGACAGUGCUGAAGGAAGUCACGUUUCAGGACAGAGCAAUGGACGCGAUCCACAAGCUCUUGCCAAGGCUGUACAGAUUCACCAAGAUACCUUACGCACAAUGUACUUUGCUUAAAAAAUCUGAGAGUAUUCUCUGAAAGGAAGAACUGAAAGAUGAAUUGACAUACAACGUAUGUUUCCAUGGAAUCUGUUGAGUGGGGAUGCCUCCAGCCAUACAGAAACCAACACUGUGGGGACCAGGGUCUGAUUUUUAUGUUGAUACAAGGAAGAUUGUUUACUUCAUCAAGGAACACAGCACCAUUAUGCAAUAUGAAACCAGCCAACUGCUUUUCUGUGCGGUCUCCUGUAGGAAGUAUCGCCAUUGUUUUGUUUUCACUUUCUAUAGUCUAACCCUUUUAAUGCCUUUACCUCAAGUUGCUUGGCAGCACAACUAUCUUUGCAAAAAAAGUAAAGAAAAGGUAAAUGAUAAUUUUAAAAAAACACACCUAUAUGAAUAAUCAGUGAUUGUUCAUAAUUAUGUGUGUGAAAAAAUUAAUGUGCAUUCGUGUAUUCUUGUAAAAAGUAUCUGUGUAUACUUUAAGUGUAUACAUGUAUACUUCAUAUACAUAUAUAUCUGGAUCUACCUUGAUAAUAGAUAUAUAUGUUCUUUGUAUAUAUUUUAUAAUUCAUUCCAUUGGGAAAUUUCUUUCCCUUUUAUUGUCCGCUCACCACCACUUUUAUUUCUCACUCUACCUCCCCUGCCUCAUCACCUACGUUUUUUUUUUUCCUUAAUGCUACCAGUGACAUUCAAAUGUCUGUGUAUCUGAUUCAUUUGAAUAUGAAGCAUCGCAAAGUAGACUUUUAUUUUGCACACCCACUCCUCUCUCGUCUCAUACACAAUAUUAAGUCCUCAACUCUUGAUAUUGCUUUCUUAAGAAGCAGUUAUUUUAUGUAUGUGUGUGUGUAUGUGUAUAUGUUUUUGUGAGAGUCUGCGUCUGCCACCUCCUGCUCUGAAUUUACAUUUGCCACUUGUGCAAGGUGUGCAUAAGCAGUAGCAACCUAUUCUUUUUUUUUUUAGUGAGUUUGUUAAAGCUGCUAUAAAUAUAAAAUCUUGUCAGAACUUAUAACUCUCUCUCUGUAAGUGAUAUGUAUUCUAAAGCCUUCUGUUUCUGUGGGUUAUACAUGGAAAUCCCUUAAAGGAUUUUUUUAAAGGGUAAAUAUUUUAAAUGAUUAGAACUCUGUAGGGUUGAGACCUCUGAAAUUGGAGUGAGAGAAAGAAGGAGUUGUUCAAGUUAAUUUUUUUUUUGCUAGUUUACUUGCUGCCUCUCAUACCUUAAUGUGAUUUUCAUAUAUAUAUAUUUUUAUAUAUAUGCGUGUGUAUAUAUAAAUAUAUAUGUAUGUAUUUUGAAGUAUAGCCUCCUUUUCUUUUAUAUUUAUUAGAGUAGUGCUUUAAUGAUUAUAGAACUGUAUUGGCAACAUGUUUUAUAGAAAUAUAAUCAUGUUUAUUUUAAGAACUGACCACCUGUUUUUGCUAUUUUUUCGUGCAAUAAGCCGUUAGAAAGGAAAGCUGUGUCUGUCUGACACUCCGCCCCAGACAGUGUUGGAGCAGGCACCUCCGCGGUUUUGAAAGAGCAGAGUGAUACAGCCUUAAUUUCAGAAGGAAAGUUUUUCUUUAUUUUCAAAUCUAAAGCAAGUCUGACCUUGAAUAUUAAAAAUAAAGUUGAACUUUGACUUAAAUGAUCAUGAAUAGAUUAAAAUUUAGAAGAUAUUUAAAUUCUUUGAAAAUGAAUCAUGUUUAUGGAAGAAUCAUACUGGUUAGGGGCCCAUUUUCAUUUAUUAAAAUGAGUCAGGAAAAUGUAAUAUUUUAAAAAAUAUUUUUGCCAAUUUACCACCAGUGUAACUUUCCUUUUAAAAUUAGGGUUAUGGUGACAAAGGAAGUUAGGACUUCAGUUAUUUUAAAUGAGUUAACUGAAAUGUGGGGGAAAGUAUUGCAAAAUUUGUUUGAUGGAUUUCGCUUUAAGAUAUUAAAAAGUACCAUAAAGCUGUCAAAACCAAGUUCACCAGUAACAUUGGAUUCAGGGGAACUUUGCACUUUGUAACUCACAAAAAUUGCAUUUUACUCUUCUUUUGCACUGGUUCAGAGUAUAACUAUUACAGAUUAUUUCCAGGGGGCAUUGUCGUUAACCUUUCCAAAUGUCAUCUGUUCAUGAAAACGAAUGGGUUAGCUCUGUAGUUUCUCUCACCUGUAACCCACUCUUACUGCCAGUUACUGUAUUUUGAGCCUAAAAUCUGAGCCCAUGUCCUCCAACAGUUAUGAAAUCUUUUGUCCCUCUCAGAAAACUAAGAAAGUACUGUAUUUUGUAUGUUUAUUAUAUUGAAGUGUCUGAAAUGCAAUUUACAACACUGUUUCAAAGCUCUUUACAUGAGGUAAUAUUUGUAUAGUACAGUAUAUACAUUUUUUCUCCCAACCCUACCCCCUUCUCCUCCAAAAAAUCCUGUAAAGCAUGUAUUUUUUUUUACAUUGAAAAUUCACUGAAUAUAGUAGUCAGCAACAUGAGCAAGGGAAGAAAAUUGUGUAUUCUAGGUGGUAAAAACUUGUUUGCUGUGUGCUUGCUCAGUGUGAGUAAAACAUCUCCCUUUAUCAGAGAGAGUUACGCAGAUUCAUGUGGGAAACUUGAGGGCCCAGUGAAGAACUGUAGAUACCCCUUCGCUAUAUACUGCUUUACCUUUUUUUUUUUUUUCCCAGUUAUUUCGUGUCACAUGCACUAGAGUGCAGCCCAUAAUUUAAAUGUAUUUGGAAGGACUUUUACAAAGGAAAACAAAUAUUUUUUAAAUAUAAAGCUUUACCUUUGAAGUGAGUUCUUUUUUAGGGUUUCUUACAGUUUCAAACAUUAUUAGUUUAGUUUAAAGUUGGUUAACUUGAAAGAGUAUGUAGAGUAUAUUUCUAUUUUGCUUACUAACAAAUUAGUGUGUCACACUUACAUAGAAGAAACAUUGUACUUAGAAUUUUAAGAUAAAAGAGUAAGAGGCAAGUACUUUUUGAAUUUUGUUUUAAUUAUUAUUGCACUUCUGGUGUAGAAUUACUGAUCAUUUUUAUUUUUUAAAAAGAUUGUUCUGAAUGUAAUGGCCAUGAAACUCAAUAGCGACCUUUCUGUUCACUCACUAACUAACUAUAUAAUCAAUGCUGUUUUGGUCUGCUGUUGUCUGUGAUGUACAGUAUCAGAGUGACUUUAAAAUGUCAGUUCUAGCAACUGGUAUAAUUGAUGUUCAUGCAAAGAAGAGUUGGGAGUUUAAUGUAUAUCCUGGAUAGCAAAUGAGUCUGUGUAAAGUGCUGAUACAUGUUAUUAUAUUAUAGUCUCAAGUUACUGGCAUUGAGGACCAUACAUUUAUAAUACUGUAGCUGCUAUAUUUAUUUAAGUAGAGUCUGACAGUUAACUACACCAAACAGUAAGGAGAUGAGCAGAAUUCAAGGCUAGUGUUAGAACCUCCUCUUUUUUUCCCUCAGUAAUAAUUAAGAACAUGAACUACCAAGGUAACAAAGGGUGCUGCCAUUUUAGUUUCAAUUUAAUACCAGGAUAGUGUUUAUUUGUUUUAAAAAUACGGAGUUUUACUUUUAGCAGUUUUGAAAAAAGGUACCUCAGCCUCCUCAGUACUGGUUUUGGCAUAUUUUCAUAGAAGUAAAAAUGUCCUUUAUUUCUUCUUAUUUUACCUUUUGCCCUGGCCAGGUAGCUCAGUUGGUUGGAGUGUUGUCCUGAUAUACCCGGGUUACAAGUUUGAUCCUCAGUGGGGCAUGCUCAGGAAAUCCACCAGUGAGUGCAUGAAUGAGUGGAACGGCCAGUUGGUGUUUCUCUCUCUCAUCCUCCCUUCCUCCCUCCCUCCCUCUCUCUCUCUCUCUCUCUCUCUCUCUCUCUCUCUCACUCGAAAAAUCAAUAAAUAAAACUAAAAAAAUAUAUAUAUAUAUUUUACCUUUAACAAGUUUCUCAGAAAAAAAUAUUCUUCUAUGGAAAUCUUCCUGUUUGUAACCUGUUCAUUUAUUUCUCUUCCUAGAAGAGAAUCUGGAAGGAAUUCUAGUAGGAACGUACUGGGUGUUCUGGAAGCACAUGGUAAAGAUAAAUCUCUACCUUCUAGCAUAGGGACUCCCAGCCUUCUGAAGUUCUCUACUAGUAUUCCCAACAAGGUUCUCUGAUGGCCCACUACUGCCUAAUGUUUACUUAUAUAUUUGUACUAAAAUGGAUUUUAGUAUGAUAGAACUCAUGACAGACUCGGUCAUGACAGACUUCCGGUGUAUCUAGGGAAAUAAAAGCUGAAUUGCCGUUCAGUAGAAAUGGCUGGCAGAGCUUCUCAGUGUUUAAGAAAAGGUGAACACUCAGAGUGCCAGGAAUAUAUCUGAAGUAAUUAAAUGGAUUAUAGGCCAGGAAAUAGAGACCCUUGUUCAAGGACUUUGGUGGGUGUUUUCAGAGGCUAACCUGAAUUUACCAGGAGUGGUGAUUUUAUGAAGUGGAUGAAGCCAGCCACUUGGUUUUAGCUCGAGUAUUUUGUAGUCUUGCUAUUUCAAAUUUGAUAGUAAUGUUUUGCCAACAGGCUUAACUGACAGUUCUGCAUAACUUUUAUUCAGUAUCAUAAAACCUGAUUUUAAGAUUUGCUUAACUCAUCAUUUUAGAUGUUCUCCUAUUGAAUACUUUUUUUUUAAAGAUAGGUUGCCCCCAACGGUAACCUGCUACUUAAAUUACCUUUUAUAUCCUUCUUUAAUUUUCUCUGUUCCUCCUUCAAUCUGUUUCUUUUGUUUGUUUGUUUGUUUUUUGUUUUAUAAAAAGCUUUUGCCUUUUUUAAAAAAAAAU